Messenger RNA from Schizosaccharomyces osmophilus, 4239 nucleotides. RefSeq lists its product as uncharacterized. The coding region runs from base 1 to 4239 and encodes 1412 amino acids. The record is from RefSeq and is a predicted model, not a curated record. The transcript has a single exon. Lineage: Eukaryota; Fungi; Ascomycota; Schizosaccharomycetes; Schizosaccharomycetales; Schizosaccharomycetaceae.
AUGAAGAUCUCUUCUUUUGCCGUUGCUCUUUUAAUCGCGACUCCUUUUCUCUCGAUUUCCUCGGAGGCUGCCAAUGGCCCCGCCGAUGCCUACACCCUAGCUAGAAGAGCUGGCGGCCCUUAUACCAACAGCUCUACUCCUUUGAGCAGUGCUCCUUCUAGUACUCCUUUGAGCAGUGCUCCUUCUAGUACUCCUUUGAGCAGUUCUCCUUCUAGCACUCCUUUGAGUAGUUCUCCCUCUAGUGCUGCUUCUAGUACUCCUUUGAGCAGUGCUCCUUCUAGUACUCCUUUGAGCAGUUCUCCUUCUAGCACUCCUUUGAGUAGUUCUCCUUCUAGCGCUGCUUCUAGUACUCCUUUGAGCAGUGCUCCCUCUAGCGCUGCUUCUAGUACUCCUUUGAGCAGUUCUCCUUCUAGUACUCCUUUGAGCAGUUCUCCUUCUAGCACUCCUUUGAGUAGUGCUCCCGCUAGUGCUGCUAGUAGCAACUCUAGCACUCCAUUGAGUAGUGCUCCUUCUAGUGCUUCUUCUAGUGUCGCUUCUAGUACUCCUUUGAGUAGUGCUCCCGCUAGUGCUGCUAGUAGCAACUCUAGCACUCCAUUGAGUAGUGCUCCUUCUAGUGCUUCUUCUAGUGUCGCUUCUAGUACUCCUUUGAGCAGUUCUCCCUCUAGUGCUACUUCUAGUACUCCUUUGAGUAGUGCUCCCGCUAGCGCUGCUAGCAGCAACUCUAGCACUCCAUUGACUGGACCCUCUAGCGCUCCUUCUAGCACUCCUACUUCUUCUACUCCAUUGAACAGUGCUCCUAGCAGCAACUCUAGCACUUCUGCUUCUUCCACUCCAUUGACCAGUGCUCCUAGCAGCAACUCUAGCACUUCUGCUUCUUCCACUCCUUUGAGUAGUGCUCCCAGCAGCAACUCUAGCACUUCUGCUUCUUCCACUCCAUUGACCAGUGCUCCUAGCAGCAACUCUAGCACUUCUGCUUCUUCCACUCCUUUGAGUAGUGCUCCUAGCAGCAACUCUAGCACUUCUGCUUCUUCCACUCCUUUGAGUAGUGCUCCCAGCAGCAACUCUAGCACUUCUGCUUCUUCCACUCCUUUGAGUAGUGCUCCCAGCAGCAACUCUAGCACUUCUGCUUCUUCCACUCCAUUGACCAGUGCUCCUAGCAGCAACUCUAGCACUUCUGCUUCUUCCACUCCUUUGAGUAGUGCUCCUAGCAGCAACUCUAGCACUCCUGCUUCUUCCACUCCUUUGAGUAGUGCUCCUAGCAGCAACUCUAGCACUCCUGCUUCUUCCACUCCAUUGACCAGUGCUCCUAGCAGCAACUCUAGCACUUCUGCUUCUUCCACUCCUUUGAGUAGUGCUCCUAGCAGCAACUCUAGCACUCCUGCUUCUUCCACUCCAUUGACCAGUGCUCCUAGCAGCAACUCUAGCACUUCUGCUUCUUCCACUCCUUUGAGUAGUGCUCCUAGCAGCAACUCUAGCACUCCUGCUUCUUCCACUCCAUUGACCAGUGCUCCUAGCAGCAACUCUAGCACUCCUGCUUCUUCCACUCCUUUGAGUAGUGCUACCGCCAGAAAUGUCUCUACCCCUUUGAACAGCACUAGUGUUGCUCCUACCACUGCUCCCGCUAGAAAUGUUUCCACUCCUUUCCCUCUGAACAGCACUAGUGUUGCACCCACCACUGCUCCCGCUAGAAAUGUCUCUACUCCUUUGAACAGCACUAGUGUUGCACCUACCACUGCUCCUGCUAGAAAUGUUUCCACUCCUCUGAACAGCACUAGUGUAGCUCCCACCACUGCUCCCGCUAGAAACGUCUCUACUCCUUUGAAUAGCACUAGUGUUGCACCCACCACUGCUCCCGCUAGAAAUGUUUCCACUCCUUUCCCUCUGAACAGCACUAGUGUUGCACCCACCACUGCUCCCGCUAGAAAUGUCUCUACUCCUUUGAACAGCACUAGUGUUGCACCUACCACUGCUCCUGCUAGAAAUGUUUCCACUCCUUUCCCUCUGAACAGCACUAGUGUUGCACCUACCACUGCUCCUGCUAGAAAUGUUUCCACUCCUUUCCCUCUGAACAGCACUAGUGUUGCACCCACCACUUCUCCUGCUAGAAAUGUUUCCACUCCUCUGAACAGCACUAGUGUUGCACCUACCACUGCUCCUGCUAGAAAUGUUUCCACUCCUCUGAACAGCACUAGUGUAGCUCCCACCACUGCUCCCGCUAGAAACGUCUCUACUCCUUUGAACAGCACUAGUGUUGCACCCACCACUUCUCCUGCUAGAAAUGUUUCCACUCCUCUGAACAGCACUAGUGUAGCUCCUACCACUGCUCCCGCUAGAAAUGUUUCCACUCCUUUCCCUCUGAACAGCACUAGUGUUGCACCCACUACUGCUCCUGCUAGAAAUGUUUCCACUCCUCUGAACAGCACUAGUGUAGCUCCUACCACUGCUCCUGCUAGAAAUGUUUCCACUCCUUUCCCUCUGAACAGCACUAGUGUUGCACCCACUACUGCUCCUGCUAGAAAUGUUUCCACUCCUUUCCCUUUGAACAGCACUAGUGUUGCACCUACCACUGCUCCUGCUAGAAAUGUUUCCACUCCUCUGAACAGCACUAGUGUAGCUCCUACCACUGCUCCUGCUAGAAAUGUUUCCACUCCUUUCCCUCUGAACAGCACUAGUGUUGCACCCACCACUUCUCCUGCUAGAAAUGUUUCCACUCCUUUCCCUCUGAACAGCACUAGUGUUGCACCCACCACUUCUCCUGCUAGAAAUGUUUCCACUCCUCUGAACAGCACUAGUGUAGCUCCUACCACUGCUCCUGCUAGAAAUGUUUCCACUCCUUUCCCUCUGAACAGCACUAGUGUUGCACCCACCACUUCUCCUGCUAGAAAUGUUUCCACUCCUUUCCCUCUGAACAGCACUAGUGUUGCACCCACCACUUCUCCUGCUAGAAAUGUUUCCACUCCUCUGAACAGCACUAGUGUAGCUCCUACUACUGCUCCUGGCUAUUCUGUCGUCACCACUACCCAAUAUCAGAACACCACUGUUCCUAUUACCCGCACGGUUACUGGUACGGAUACCAUCACAACUACUAGCGACGUCGUCACAACUGCUACUGUUCCGACCACCGAGUUAACAACUGUCACUGACCCUGCCAAUCCAUCUUCUGCUCCUGCCACUUCCGCCGGCUCCCAUAGCUACGUUGUGACAACAACCGGCCACAGCAUUGUUCCUGUUACCCAGACUAGUACUUACACUAGCGUGGUUACCGUUGGCGGUACAAGCACUGUUGUCGGUACAUCUAUUGUCCCUACUGUGGUCACCUCCACUGAUUCUACCACAAGCAAUAAUGCUGGUACAUCUGUUGUCCCUACCGUGGUCACCACUGAGUCUACCACAAGCACUAAUGCUGGUACAUCUGUUGUCCCUACCGUGGUCACCACUGAGUCUACCACAAGCACUAAUGCUGGUACAUCUGUUGUCCCUACCGUGGUCACCACUGAUUCUACCACAAGCACUAAUGCUGGUACAUCUGUUGUCCCUACCGUGGUCACCUCCACUGAUUCUAUCACUAGCACCGUUACUGGCACCGAAACCAUCACCACUUCUCCUAGUGCUGGCGGCACUCCUGCUGGUGGCUCUUCCGGCUCUGCUGGUGGCUCUCCAGCUGGUACCAACCGUGGUGUUUCUACUGAGACUCAUCCCUUCACCAGCACUAGCGUUGGUACUAUCGCUCAAACCAAGACUUUGCCUCGCACUGUCUCUUUGACUAGUACUGUAAUUGCCGGCACUACCACCUAUGCCGCUCCCACCACAUCUGCUCCCGCUAGUUCUUCUGGUGAUCUCGGUGCCGCUGGCUCUGGUACUGCCUCCAGUGGCUUUACCAACGGUACUUCUCCCAUCAUUAAUGUCUCCAGCACCAUUCCCGUUAACAGUACAUUGACUUACAGUAACUAUAGUACUAUCGUAACCGGUAAAGCAACCUCUAUCUUCCCUGUUACCCACCUUUCCUCUGGUAACAGCAGCUUUGUUACAUCCACAACUCAUGCCGGUGGUUUAGGCAGUGGAUUUGGAAACUGGACUUCCGGAAACGUUACCUCCGAUUUGAAGGCUGCAGAUCAGACCUCUUCCGGAAGCGGAAGCAAUAGUUCCUCACCUCAAGCUUCUGCUGCCUCUGCAGGAUCUAAGGCCUCCGUCUUCUUGACUGGUCUAUCUGUUGUUGCUGUUUGCUUCUUUCUUGCUUAA